AUGGGGGACCAGAGUCUACGAGAGAAUCAGCAGAGGCAAACAGCUGGGUACAAAACUCAGCUGCCUUCCAAGUGUGUCUUGAAGCACAAGGAGGAACAAGUGAAGUUCCCCUCCUUGCUAGAGAGCCAGCGCCAGCAAUUUCUGAGGGAAGAGCUCGAAGUCUUCGGGAGAGACUGUUCUCUCAGUGAAGGGCUACUGUCGCACACCAUCCAGGGGACGUUUUUCCCCAGGAUUUCUCAUACAGUGUCCAGUACUGCCACCACGAAGAGUCAGCACGCGGUGGAUCCUUCGUUUCACAUGGAAGAUGGUUCUGCAGACUCCUCUUUGCUGCAAGUACCGAAAUACAACCACAAACUGAAUAAUAAGUGGCCGUUUGGGGGAAAAUCAGAGGGAAAUAAGAAGCACAGCACCCGUGGGAAACUCCCUCAGAGAAAAUCCAACCUGGCACUUCCCAAGGGUCCUGGGUCAAUUCAAGGCAGUUGGCUUUCUGAAGGAGCACACCAAAACCAAGAUUUGCUUGACUCUCUUUACUAUACACACAUGCAAAGUAGAAGUGGUGACUUGAGUGAAUGUGAUGAAACUUUUGGGGAAUUGGAUGUGGUGGAACAACUUGAAAUGGAGGAUGGAUGCCAACUAAGCCAUGAAGACUCCUUAGACAAGAAAAUUGGUCUGUGGCCAUGUGGGCUCAAGCACUUAAGUGCACUGGGCAAAGCAGAGGACAUUAGACCCUCCAAACAGGAAACAAACUCUGGGAUGAAAGGCCGGCAAUGGCAUGGUCCUCCUAAGCCCACCAAGGAGAAGAUUAAGUACAGGCCAUCAAACCAGAAAGACAAGCAGUCAAAAACACGAAAAAAUAGUGAGUCUGUGGCUGAGCCCAAGAUUUUACUUGAAAUUGAAGGUAGAAACUUCUGUCAACCAGACAUCUUGGAAGACCUCUAUGGAACAAUUGCUUUUAAGGACUUCAUUGUCAGCAAGGGCUACGGUACGCCAGGCAUCCUUAAGAAGUUGUUUGUGAGGAAGGGAUGGGAUUAUGCCUCUGUUAGUUAA
This is a messenger RNA of Nannospalax galili (Upper Galilee mountains blind mole rat), 1047 nucleotides long. Its product is annotated as putative protein FAM47D. NCBI's taxonomy places the organism in Eukaryota, Metazoa, Chordata, Mammalia, Rodentia, Spalacidae. The transcript has a single exon. The coding region runs from base 1 to 1047 and encodes 348 amino acids. The record is from RefSeq and is a predicted model, not a curated record.